AUGGGAUCUGCUUGUACGUCAAAUCCAAGCCCUCGGAAUCAUUCAUCCUCUCACAACUCAAGGCUCCGGACAAUGAAAUUGGGCAAUUUCACGUUUCAGUUGUAUGGUAACCAAUAUUUUAGAAAAUAAAAUUGUGGGAAAAGGCUGCAGAAGAACGCCAGCUUGGGAAACACAAGCCACAAGAGAAGAGGUGGACAAAAAACGCAAGGAAUUUUGGGAAACCAGGGUUGAUGGAAACCCUGAAGUUUGGCAAUUAUUAAAAGGUGCAAUAGAUGAGCCUCUGCCAGCAAAUUCUUUAGAAAUGAUAAGAUAAAAAAUGCGAAGUCGACGGAAAAUGAGCUCGAGACACACUACCUAUGAAGCAAUAAGGAACGUCCUGAUGAAGCUGAAAAUAGUGCCUCUGCCAUUUUUCGGAUUAGGCUUUUAAUUUUGGGGAUACCGAAGAGGGAAAUUUUGUUUCUCCCCAAAGGGCUUUCUCUGUCCCUGCCAAAUGGGCUAGACAGGUUUUGGUUCCCACUUAGUCUUUGCUUAUUGGGAAUAACGGGGCAUCCGCAAGAGGUGGCUCUAGCCUAGUAAUCCUUAGAUUUGGAUUUACGCCAGAUAGGCAAGCUAGUGGUCUAUCUACUUAUAGCCUUAUAGCACUUAACUUAGCAAUGAUACAAGCUGCAGGGCUUUCUUUAGCUGAUGGAGUUUUGAUGACUGUUUAUGACCAAGGGCAGCACCGCUAUGAAAUUCCUCCAUAUCUUAUCAAUGAGCCUGAGCAUUAUGGACCAGGUCUAGAUGUAAUAUCAAUAAAUCAGCCUAUAAAAGAAGAACUAAUUGAGCUGACCUUGAGGUCUACAAAAUAUAAAGAUUGGGUAGUUCGUAUCAGCAACUGCACAAAAGUUACACAACUGAAAGAAGAUUACGCGAGAAAUUUUGAUACCAAAGAUUUGAAAAUUAGGAUGUUUUCAAAUGGAAAGGAAUUAAAAGACGGAAAUACACUGGCUCACCAUAACGUUAAAGCAGGGAUGGUACUGCAAGUUGCAGUUCUUUAG
Molecule: messenger RNA, 1037 nt
Organism: Blepharisma stoltei
Lineage: Eukaryota; Ciliophora; Heterotrichea; Heterotrichida; Blepharismidae
Source: the annotation of a GenBank genome assembly